Molecule: messenger RNA, 1667 nt
Organism: Galleria mellonella (greater wax moth)
Lineage: Eukaryota; Metazoa; Arthropoda; Insecta; Lepidoptera; Pyralidae
Gene: CPR56
Product: cuticle protein 16.8-like
Exons: 4
Coding region: 152-715 (187 amino acids)
Cellular component (GO): chitin-based extracellular matrix
Molecular function (GO): structural constituent of chitin-based larval cuticle
Source: RefSeq, a predicted model, not a curated record
AACACCACUAAUAAUAAACAUUCGUGUAGUGCACUUGUUGUGGUGUAAACGCGAUUCUUGUGUACUACUUGUGUGAUAAUAAUACAAUUUCUAAAUUGUGCAUUGAUUAAUUUAAUUAAAUUGGAUAGUUUAAAACUCAACUGAGGUGAACAUGCUGUGUCACGCGCUGCUCAUCUUGACCAGUGUAGUGCUAUCCAGCUGCGACGUCUCCCACCUGCAGCAUCCAGAGGACCAUAGCACGGAGCCGCCGCCGCCGAAGCCCUACGUGUUCUCCUACACAGCUGGCAGGUACCCCGGCCAUGCGGAUAGGCAGCACACUGAAGUUAGCGAUGGCAGUGGAGUGAUCAGAGGUUCAUUCUCGUACGUGGAUCCACGCCAGAAGGUGCGCACGGUCGACUACAUUGCUGAUAAGGAAGGCUUCCACCCGAUCCUGAGCGACGCUCCCCCAGAGCACCCGGCCGACUCCGAGUCUGUGGCACGAGCUAAGGACAAGCACUACCGGCUGUAUGCUAAAAUAGCAGAAGAUCACGCACAACAACCGCAUCCGUCAGUUGAUUCGAUACCCCGCCAGUCAGCCGCUGUAGCGCUAGCAUCAGCGAAACACGCGCAGCUCUUCAAAGUGAUAGCUGAACAACACGCCAGAAUUGCAGCUGAACGGGAAGCGCUGCAGCGGGAGGAAGAGGAGAAACAACACCUGCAAGAAUUGGGACAUUAGAACUAGAAAGUAGAAUUACACUCCAAAGAAAUUGCCAAUCAAAGUCCAGAAUUUGUUAUUUUAAAAUUCCUUUUCUGGAACGUUCUAUUGCAUAUGGCCAUUUUGGCGCGGUUUGCCGCCAUCUUUAAUUUCUUAACGUUAAUAUAAUGAUGGAGAUUUAGAAAUAAUUCUACUUGUAUGGCUAGAUCUCGUAUAUAAGUGAUAAAGUGCGUGAUAAACUUACUGCGUGUAAUUAAAUAGGUUUAAAUAUUUCCUUUGCAAUAAAUAUAAUUUAUCCACAACACCAUGUCUAGAAAAUCACACUUUCCAACCAGAUUUUGUAUUGAAAUAUUUCCGUAACACAGCUAUGUAUUAAACAUAGCUGUACACGACACAUGUCUGGAUCCUCCCAAGAUUUCCAAAUUUAAAAUUAAAUUGUGACGAUAAAACUAAUCCGCGUACUUAGAUAAAAUAAUACUUAAUAUAAUAUACGAAUAUUUAUAAUGGAUACUUUAUUUUGUUAAAAUUAUAACUUAUUUUUAAAUAAAAAAAAUCAUUCUUAAUUACCUACAGGCGUAAGUACUGUUUAUUGUUAUAAUUUCUAAAAGUUGCCAACAUUGGAUUCGAAAUUCAAACCGUUCUUGCAUUCUCCAACCCAAUACAGCAAUGAAAUAAUAGUAUUUUGUAUCUAUGGUCACCAGAGACAAAUUUUCGUUGAAAAAAAUACAUGCAUUUCAAUUACAUCAUUGUUUGUAUUUCCUAAAACAUUGUUUAGCAAAUUAAAUUAGAAUUGUAUUUUACCUAUAAGACUCCUGUUUAAUACUCUCUAAUUUGCCAUUUUCGACCUUAGCCUAGUCUAGUGACGAUUGAUUUUUCUACAUUUAUAUAUAAAAUAAAAAAUAUAAGUCAUCAAAAAAUGUAUUUUGUAUUGUUUUUAAAUAUUUGUACAAAAUAAAUAUUUUAUCAUUUCGUA